Nomia melanderi (Alkali bee) is the source of this 728-nucleotide messenger RNA. Lineage: Eukaryota; Metazoa; Arthropoda; Insecta; Hymenoptera; Halictidae. The record is from RefSeq and is a predicted model, not a curated record.
GCCGUUUACAUCGGUAAACGAUCGCUAAUCGAUCGCGACGGAUCCGUGUACAUGCGAAUACGAGGCGAUACGGAUUGGCCUGUCGCGGUUCGCUGUUGAUUCUAUUUGCGUCGACGCGCGGAUCGGCUGACGACCCGUCGCGGCGCGUCGAUCGGUGGCUCUGUGUGUACCAGCGAAAUGGUACCCUAGAAGAGAGAUCCGGUAGCCGAGAAACACAAAGGAAUCCGGUGCGAAGCGGCGAACGAGCGGAACGAAGACGAGACGAGGCGAGAGACGAAAGAGCUUAAAGUUUUCACGUUAUCGGCGCACGUCUAAGCAACUGAUAAAAGUCCGUGUUCCUACGGAUAGAUAACGGUCGGAAUGGCCCGUAUAAAGAGUCACAUAGAUAGAGGCAGAUAAAGCACGGUCCACAGAACAGCGGCGGCAUGGCCGGGCAGCACUACUGCCUGCGCUGGAACAACUACCAGUCAAACAUGACGUCCGUUUUCCACCAACUUCUGCAGACCGAAGCGUUCGUCGACGUUACGCUGGCCUGCAACGAAGCUUCCCUGAAAGCGCACAAGGUGGUACUAUCGGCGUGCAGUUCCUAUUUCCAGAAGCUUCUGCUUUCGAAUCCCUGCAAGCACCCGACCAUCAUCAUGCCGCAGGACGUCUGUUUCAACGAUCUCAAGUUCAUUAUAGAGUUCGUCUACAGGGGUGAGAUCGACGUCUCACAAGCAGAAUUACAG